CGUUAAACUUCAACCCCACCGCGAUAAUUACUAUACUUGGCUUUAAUGGGCUGCCUAGAAUAUACACAGCUCUGCUUUAUUUGCGUUGUGUCUAAGCGUUCAAAGCACCAUUAAAACUUAAAUAGCUUUACAUAUUGACGGUAUUUAGCAUUGUCCUUCAAGUUUAGCGAGACGUUACUGGCCCGUCUGGAGACUGCCAAGCUUCAGCGUACAUGCACUAGGAGCAACGCUGGCGCAGCUUGCGCCCUCGGGCGCGGUCAGUCCUUGCCCAUACAUGCUGGAGCUGAGUAGACAGCUGACAGGAUGAACAGAUACAAGGUCGUAAAGCAACUGGGUGACGGCACCUAUGGCACAGUGUGGAAAGCGAUUAAUAGGCAAACAAAUGAAGUGGUGGCGAUCAAGAAGAUGAAGCGCAAGUUCUACUCCUGGGAGGAAUGCAUGAACCUGCGCGAGGUCAAAUCCCUGCGAAAGCUGAACCACCCCUGCAUCAUCAAGCUGAAGGAGGUCAUUCGUGAAAACGAUGAGCUCUUCUUCGUCUUUGAGUACUUGGAGUGUAACGUGUACCAGCUGACGAAGGACCGAGACAAGUUCAUACCCGAGUCGCGGGUGCGCAACUGGUGCUACCAGAUCUUCCAGGGGCUGGCCUACGUCCACAAACACGGCUUCUUCCACCGGGACAUGAAGCCAGAGAACUUGCUAGCCAGUAAGGACUCGGUUAAGAUUGCGGACUUUGGUUUGGCGAGGGAGAUCCGAUCACGGCCGCCGUACACCGACUACGUGUCCACGCGUUGGUACCGUGCUCCCGAGGUGCUCCUCCGCUCGCCCUACUACAACGCGCCCAUCGACCUGUUCGCCAUGGGUGCAAUCAUGGCCGAGCUCUACAUGCUGCGGCCGCUGUUCCCGGGCACCAGCGAGGCGGACGAGAUCUACAAGAUCUGCUCCAUCAUGGGAACCCCCACGCAGCAAACCUGGCCGGACGGGCUCAAGCUCGCGGCAGCCAUGAACUUCCGCUUCCCGCAGUUUGCGCCCACGCCGCUGAGCAAGAUCAUCACCAACGCCUGUCCCGAGGCGAUCGACCUGAUGACGCAGCUCUGUCAGUGGGACCCCAACAAGCGGCCCACGGCGGUGCAGGCGCUGCAGCAUCCCUACUUUGCGGUGGGUGUGCGCCCCGCGCUGCCCAUCUCCAACUCGCCCAUGUCCAUGGACCGCCCCAACUCCCACGGGGUCACCAACCCGGGCAAGGAUGUGGCGGUGAUCGAGGACCGUAACGGCAUGCGGGGGCCCAAGACGUGGGCGGAAACCGCACCGCCGCUGCGGCAGCAAGACAACGCCUACUCGGACCAGGAGAAGGCUCGGCAGGCCGGCGGCGCCGCUGGCUCCAGCAUGGGUCCCGCCGCCGGCUCCCUCUCCUCCAUGAACCUCAACCUCAACCUGAGCAACCCGCUGUCCACGCUGCUGCCGCGGGGGAACUCCUUUGGCGGCACCGCACUCGCCGGCGGCGCGGGCGCUCUGCCCAAUCUCGGGGCUGGCGGCGGCGGCGGCAGCAUCCUGAACGGCAAUGCGACCAUUGGGUCAUCGUUGGCGUUACUGGCGCCGCCGUCGGGGAUACGAGGGGCGGGAGCCAGCGGCGGCACGCCGCUGCCAGGCCUCGCGCCGCAAGGGCCGGUACGAACGUACAGCGGCAAGCCGCCGCCGGUCCCGGCGGCUGGCUCCGGGGGCAGCAUUAGCGGCGCGGCCGCUGGCGGCGGCGCGAGUGGGCUGUUGCGACGGCCGUCGAAUCUCGGGGAGCCGAGUGGCGCCGUGGCGGCGGCUGCCGCCGCCGCCGUCAACGGCUCGGGUGCGAGUGUCAUGGCGUCGAUUAACUUUGACCACCUUCGGCCGCCGGUACCGGGCAUGCCGGCGGCGGCGCUGCCGCCAGGAGUUACCCGGUACAACAACAACGCGCCUGUUGGCGGCGGCAGUGGCAUGCCGGCGACGGACGCGCUCACAAAUGAGAACCGCAGAUCAGGCCUGUUGCCGCCGCCGGUCAAGCUCGGAUCGAUUAACGGUCGCGGGGGUUCCGUACUCAACGGUCCCCUGGGCAACAUGCUACAGCAGCAGCAACAGAUCAACGGCAGCAGCAACAACCUGGGCGGCGCGCACUUGCCGUCGUUAGGUAGCGGUCGCAUGCUGGGGGAUCCGCUGCUUGGGACGCUCAAGGGGCCUGGGAACUCGGCAGGCAGUGCCGCACGACGAGGGUUGUAGGGGAGGAGGAGACCUACCUUCUCGCCCGAGCUCUUUGCGUUCCGGUGUCUCUUCUUCCUGCGGCACCCGGACAAGUGGCCCGGGGCGGUAGUGCGUGGAGUGAACACGGCACAGAAGGAGGCAGGAGGACACGAUGGCAACGAGGGAGGAUGGGCGAUGCGGGCGUUCAGGUGUGGAGUACAGGCGGGCAGGCGAGGAGGCCGCAUGAAGAGGAGGUAUAUACAAGGAGGGGCUGGGGCGGUGGCAAUGCGUUUGUGUGGGGUUAGCGCCGUGACUCGAGAGACUGUGACUUGCACACGACCACACGUAGCGGUAUAUGUGUGGGCGUGCAUGCGUGCCGAACCCCCGGCGGCAGUGCAAACGUGCCCCGUGGGGAAGAGAGAAGCUGCUGCCUGCAGGACAGGGCGGACCCUCGAGGGAUGGUUCUGCCUAGCAAGUCGCGCCGAUCCCGGUUGUUGAGGCUCUCUGUUGCCUGACGUCUUCUUUCUACUUCUACCUGACGUUAUGUUUCCAAAGUCGGUGAAUGGUGGGUCGGUUGGUAGCCGGCCGGAAAAGAUUUUUGCUGCUGUUAGAUGAAGGCGCAAGUAGCGUGGAGAGAGGCGGGAUGGUACGAUAGCUGACAGCAGCAUUGCAGAUGCCAACGAAGGAGGCCGGAGAGGUCCCUUCACCUUUGCCAGCCCACAGCCCACAUCUGAGCACCCCCCAAGGUGUGCUUGGAUCAACGCACCAACCGCUUGCUGUGGCUGCGUACCCCCCCGCCUCUACCCAUGAGCUACACUUGCGUCCUUGACUUCUGCGCCAUGUACCUCGCCAUCGUUUUUGUGUUGACGCUCCUGUGCUGCGUAACAUCGUGUUUGUGUGUGUUGACGGAUGGGCGGAUGAAAGCUGCGUGACUGGCUGUUUUAAUGUGACUGGGGGUUGGUUUAAAGCUAUGUAGCGGUAUAGCGGUGUGCUGCAAGGCUCCAUGCGGGCUGGCUUGCGGUUGCUGCAUGGGGCAACACUUGGGGGCGGGUGGCAGUCGCGCGCUACAGCCUUCCAGGCUUCAGACCGGGCAUGUAUUGUCCAUGCCAACAUGAAUCCAAGACCACCGGUUUUGUGUGUUGGUAGCUCAGAGGACGACGACUAGGGCGGAGUCGUACUUGACGUGUUUAUUUGCUUCGAUCGGUCGUCUUUGUGUGCGUGUUGCUUUGAGCGCGUGUGUACUUCUAUGCAUAGGACUUGUUCCGUGUGUGCGUGACCGCGUUCGUGCUGUGGUGUGCAUGGUGUUGUGCAUCUUGGGGGAAGGGAGGGUCUUGUACUUGAUACGUUUGGGGGAAAUGUCCGCCUGGGAAGGGCGCGGAAGGAAAGGUCUUUAUUGUGCUUGUCUGCUGUAUCGCCAGGUGUGCGAAUGCAACGGUUAGGUGACCGCAGGUGUUUGUCAACAGUACUCAGGCUUUCGUAAACCCCAAGGGCUCUUCGUAGCCUGCUCAUAAUCACUGGCGCUCUUUUUCAGGUUACACCGCAUAUCGGGAGUUGAGAAGUUGUUGAUACAUAGGAAUGAGGUGUCUUGAGGUGUUAGGACAAGGAGGAGCAAGAACGCAUGAUGGCGGCUGCCGAGUGGCGACAAGCCUUAGGAGUACACAUAGCACUACUGGUGCUGCCGACAAAAUGUGACUUUGGGCGACAGACGGGCCAACAUAGGUCUUGUGGCACAUGGUAACAAGAGAGUUGAUACUCUGAUAUGGGUUUGCAUUUACCGGUAUCUAGUGCUGUCGUACUUUUUGUCGUACUCGGCCGAGAGGGCACGUCGUACGAGCCGUACAUUUUCCGCGGGGUUUCGCGUGGACUUGUGGCUGAGGCGUAGAAGGAGGAGGAGCUGCUAUGCUGCUUCACAUGAGGAGGAAGAGGGGAAUUUUCGCCUGCUGGAGAGGCGUGUAUGUGUAAGGUAGAACAACAGAGCUGACUGACUUGUAGCAGCUGCUAUGUGGGUGGCUACCGGCUUUGCCUCUUCCCUAACUCCAUGUAGGACUCAAGACGGCUGCCAACUUACCACCCACGCAUUCGCUCAGCGGUAAUCCGUAAACGCAUGGACCCUGGAACAGCGCCAUGCUGCCAUCGGCUCUCCCGUCCUGGCCUUUCCAGGCUGCGCGUUAGUUACGGCAUAUAAAUGUGUUAGAUGUUGUUGGGCCGAACUAAGGGCACGGU
Molecule: messenger RNA, 4428 nt
Organism: Astrephomene gubernaculifera
Lineage: Eukaryota; Viridiplantae; Chlorophyta; Chlorophyceae; Chlamydomonadales; Astrephomenaceae
Source: the annotation of a GenBank genome assembly